AUGGGCUUCUUCACCCAAUUUGUCCGAGUUUUGGUUUUCUUUCUGUGUUGUCUUCAGUUGGCGUUGGCUGCGAGCAACUUUCAGCUCGUCGAGCAUCUCGAGAAUGUCCCAUCGGGGUGGUCAAAAGGUGGCAGACCGUCGCCUUCAACACGCAUGACAUUCCGCCUCGCCAUAGCCCAGACCCAAACGGCGGCUUUUGAGCAGAGGGUCAUCGACCUCUCCACACCGGGCCAUCGCAGCUAUGGCCAACAUAUGAAACGCGAUCAAGUCCAGGAGUUCUUGCGGCCAUCUCAUACUGUUUCCGAUCAAGUUUUGGCAUGGCUUCGGUCAGAAGAUGUUCCAUCUGACUCAAUUGAGGCCAAUAGCCACUGGAUUUCCUUCAAAAUCCCCAUCUCCCAGGCCGAGCGCAUGCUCAACACCCAGUUCUUCUACUUCAAUCACCACAUCACCCACACCACAGCCAUCAGGUCCCUCGACUACUCAGUGCCUGGGCACAUUCAUCCUCAUAUUCAACUAAUCCAACCCACAACUCGGUUUGGUCAUCCCAGUCCGCAGAGAACUUUGCCCCUAAAUCAACCAAUCGUGGCCACAUCCAAGGAUUUAACGGCGGAUUGUGCCACAGCCAUCAAGCCUGAUUGCCUUCGAGAUUUGUAUGAACUUGAUAGUACCACUACCAGCCCUGAUAUACGAAACCGACUCGGUGUAUCUGGGUUUCUGGAACAGUAUGCUCGUCACGGAGAUUUCGACCAGUUCAUGCAUCGAUUUGCGCCCAACCAAACCGACUCUAGCUUCACCACCGUCUCGAUUAAUGGUGGCUUGAAUGAGCAGGACUCUUUCACGGACGGGGUCCCCCUAGUCCCCGAGGCAGAUCAGCCCAACGCCAGUGACUCGUCCAACGAGCCCUACCUGGACCAGCUUCACUACCUCGUGAAUCUCCCGGAUGAAGAACUCCCGGCAAUCCUCUCCACAUCAUACGGAGAAGCAGAGCAAAGCGUCCCGGCCUCUUAUGCCAGGGCAACCUGCAACUUAUACGCCCAGCUCGGCGCGCGCGGUGUUUCGGUGAUUUUCAGUAGCGGCGAUUCCGGGGUAGGAGGCUCUUGUCUGAGCAACGACGGAUCCAAUCGCACCACCUUCCUGCCAGGGUUCCCUGCGUCCUGUCCAUUCGUGACCUCCGUGGGCGGGACAUAUGGUAAUCGUCCGGAGAAGGCGAUUGACUUUUCUGGAGGCGGGUUCUCCGAUAUAUUCGCUCUUCCAACAUAUCAAAACCAAGCCGUCGAUGGUUACCUAGAUCGCGUGGGUGAUCGGUGGAAAGGGCUCUAUAAUCCUCAGGGCAGAGGUAUUCCGGACGUGGCAGCCCAAGCAAGUAACUUCAUCAUCCGGGACCAUGAUACCUAUUUGAAAAUCAGCGGCACCAGUGCCGCAGCACCAGUGUUUGCAGCUGUCGUCUCCCAGUUAAAUGCUGCUCGCCUUGCCAAUGGCCAACCUCGAAUGGGGUUCCUCAAUCCAUGGCUAUACUCACUCGGCCGACCUGGAAUCACUGAUAUUGUUGAUGGGGGCUCUCGAGGCUGCUAUGGGUCGACCGAUGAGGGCGUCGACACUCCCCAUGUCCCGUAUGCAAGUUGGAAUGCAACAGAGGGCUGGGACCCAGCAACUGGACUGGGCACGCCUUCCUUUCGAACCCUUGUUCGGCUGGCAUUGAAUACAAGUGAAAAGUAA
This is a messenger RNA of Penicillium alfredii, 1716 nucleotides long. Its product is annotated as S53 family peptidase. The coding region runs from base 1 to 1716 and encodes 571 amino acids. Lineage: Eukaryota; Fungi; Ascomycota; Eurotiomycetes; Eurotiales; Aspergillaceae. Gene Ontology annotation, molecular function: tripeptidyl-peptidase activity; serine-type endopeptidase activity. The transcript has 3 exons. The record is from RefSeq and is a predicted model, not a curated record. Gene Ontology annotation, biological process: proteolysis.